ACAAGACCCUCCCACAUUCGUGUCAAGAAAAAAUGGCGUCGAGAAUACUGCGGGUCCCUGUACUCAGGAUUUUUAACCAAAAUUCAGGCAGGCUGGCUCGUAAUGGCGUGAAAACACCAAACAUAUCGAGGGGAACGCAAAGCCGAACUGCAGUGUCAACAUCAUCGGGUGGUAUCCUUCCCAAACCGGAAAAAACACCCUUCGGUCUUAUCCGAAUGACGGCAGUGGUGGUGCCUUUCCUGUAUGUGGGAACUCUGAUAAGCAAGAACUUUGCUGCUCUUCUGGAGGAACAUGACAUAUUUGUCCCUGAAGAUGAUGACGAUGAUGACUAAACCUGGAUAGCAAAUGGUCCUUUGCAUUAUUGACUGAAACCAGCCUACACAAUGCAAGACAGGACUAAAUGCAUCCCCCUACCUCUAGUCAUCUGUCCUUCGCGCUACUGCAUCAUACUUUAAAUUAACUUACAAUGGAAUACGUGAUCAUCAAAAGAUAUGCAUAUCGCUGUAAUGUACUGUAUUUGAUUAUGUUGUUUGCAUGUGUUUGUCUCUGUCAACUCAAUAAAUGAGUUGCCUCAAACAUUCAAA
Boleophthalmus pectinirostris (great blue-spotted mudskipper) is the source of this 584-nucleotide messenger RNA. Its product is annotated as essential MCU regulator, mitochondrial-like. The record is from RefSeq and is a predicted model, not a curated record. Gene Ontology annotation, biological process: calcium import into the mitochondrion; mitochondrial calcium ion homeostasis. The coding region runs from base 33 to 332 and encodes 99 amino acids. The transcript is spliced from 3 exons. Gene Ontology annotation, cellular component: uniplex complex; mitochondrial inner membrane. Lineage: Eukaryota; Metazoa; Chordata; Actinopteri; Gobiiformes; Gobiidae.